Prunus armeniaca (apricot) is the source of this 1140-nucleotide messenger RNA. The record is from the annotation of a GenBank genome assembly. Lineage: Eukaryota; Viridiplantae; Streptophyta; Magnoliopsida; Rosales; Rosaceae.
AUGGGUAUUCCGCAUCAAGUGCCACUUUAUGGUAGUCUAGAGCCCUACAAGGCUUGCUUGGUUGCCAAGGGUUUUCAUCAACAACCGGGUAUUGACUAUACUGAAACCUUCAGUUCGGUCGUCAAGCUCGCCACUAUCCGUACUAUCCUCAGUCUAGCCAGGUGGUCUCUUGGCCAACUUGAUGUUAAAAAUGCAUUCCUACACGGUUUUCUUAAUGAGAACGUCUACAGGACUCAGCCCCUUGGUUUUGUGGAUCUUGCCCGGCCCCACUAUGUUUGCAAGCUUCACAAAGCGCUAUAUGGUCUCAAACAAGCACCUCGAGCUUGGUUUCAUCGCAUUAGCACAUUUCUCCUCUCCUUUGGGUUCACACAAAGUCUGGCAGAUGCUUCCUUUUGUGUUUAUCAUCAUGGCACUCACCAACUAUUUCUCUUGCUAUAUGUUGAUGACAUCGUGCUUACUGGCGGCGACUCUGGGCUUCUCCACCAAUUCAUCACUACGUUGGGCCAUGCCUUUGACAUCAAAGACCUUGGGCCUCUCACUUAUUUCUUGGGCCUCCAUGUUCAUCACUCCUAUGACUGCCUUCACUUAUCUCAACAAAAAUAUGCGCAUGACCUCCUUCAACGCCAUCAAAUGCUAGACUGCAAACCCACUUCCACGCCACUUGCUGCCAAGACCACUCUCACAACUGUUGAAGGUGACUUACUAUCUUCUCCCACUGCUUACAGUGAAGUCAUGGGAUGUUUUCAAUAUUUAACCAUCACUCGCCCAGACUUGGCCUUUGCGGUCAACAUUAUUGCGCAAUUCAUUAGCGCACCUUGUUCUUCUCAUAUGAUUGAUGUUAAGAGUAUAUUACGCUACCUCAAAGGGACCAUCAAUUUUGGUUUAACUCUUUGCCCUCAGUCUCAUUCAACCCGCAUCUCUGCGUACUCUGAUGCUGAUUGGGCCGGUUGCCCAAAUUCCCGCCGCUCUACCCCAUGUUGCACAGACACUCCAAAAUGCUGGAGUGUCGGAGUGUCGGACACGCAGACACUCCGAUACGGCUCCGACACGCCCUCGACACGCCUCCGACACGGUCAACGGCUGGGACAUGGUCAAGACACGGCUCCGACACUGUCAAGACACGGUAGGGACCAGAUUUAA